AUGCGUGCCUUUAUUGUUUUGUGCCUUGUGGCCGUUGCCUGUGCCGAUAAACUGGGUUACAACUAUAAGCCGGUAGAGCACACUAGCUCAGGAUUAUCGUUCACUCCUGGCAGUGGUAGCGGAAGCUCCCUUGGAGGACUCGGCGGUGGUUCCCUUGGAGGACUCGGCGGUGGUUCUCUUGGAGGACUCGGCGGUGGUUCUCUUGGAGGACUCAGCGGUGGUUCUCUUGGAGGACUCGGCGGUGGCUCUCUUGGCGGUGACUCUCUAAGUAGUGGCUCCCUCGGUGGUGGCGGACUCGGUGGAGGACUCCUGGGCUCCGGUAUUGGCAGCUCUGGUCUGGGUAGCUCUGGAUUGGAUGGACCCGUCAACUACAAUGCUGCGCCAUCAUCCGAGCUAAACAAGGAGUUCUACACCUUCAGUGCCAAUGAAGAUGACUUCGAUGAGCCCCAAGCUUUGGAUCGCGCUGCCAAUUCCGUCAAUAAGGGUCUGCGCGUUGUCUUCAUCAAGGGACCCGAGAACCGUGGCUUGGAGAAUGCCGCUCUGGCUCUGGCCAAGCAGGCUGCCCAACAAGAGACCGCCAUCUAUGUCCUGAACAAACAGGCCGAUAUCGGUGAUCUGGCCAACAAACUGAAUGCCAUCCGCAGCAAUAACAACAACAAACCCGAGGUGCACUUCGUCAAGUACCGCACUCCUGAGGAUGCUGCCAACGCACAGCGUGCCAUCCAGUCGCAGUACGACUCUCUGGGCGGCUCAAGCCAGUCCCACAAUGGAGGUGUGGCCAAUGCUCUGAACUUUGCUUCGGCACCACAGUACCGUCAGCCAAACGCUCAGAUCCCAGAGAACUCCUACCUCCCAUCGUCUGUGCUGCGUCGUCUGCGUUUCCGUUAUUAA
Messenger RNA from Drosophila grimshawi, 891 nucleotides. RefSeq names its product putative mediator of RNA polymerase II transcription subunit 17. Lineage: Eukaryota; Metazoa; Arthropoda; Insecta; Diptera; Drosophilidae. The record is from RefSeq and is a predicted model, not a curated record. The coding region runs from base 1 to 891 and encodes 296 amino acids. The transcript has a single exon.